AUGGAGGAUUCGGUGGGCGAGGCGGAGAGGAGGGAGCAGGAGGAGGCCAUGGCGCAGGGGAAGAAGCGCGGGCGAGAGGAAGAGCAGGAGGCCGGCGUUGGUCGCGCGGUGGAGGGGAAGGCGGAGGUGGCGGUGGCUGAGGAGGGCGGGUUUCUCAGCAGCAUGGCGUCCAAGAUCGGCGUGGCCAUGUCGGGUGCUAACGGGAGCGGCGGCGCUGGGGACACCGGCGAACGCAAUGGCAACGGCAACAGGAGCGCGCUUGCUGCCUCUGACGGCAACGGGGAGAAGGCGGCCGGCAAUGGCAUCUUCCACAAGCUGCUGUCCAGCUCGUCUCCCUCCCCGCCGGCCACAGAGGAGGAGAAUAGGGGAGGGAAAGACGAGGACGAAGGCGGCGAGCAGGCCGGGAUACUGAGCGCCAUGGCUUCCAAGAUCGGCAUGGCCAUGUCUGGCAAUGGGACCCACGGCGGCGGCGGGGAAGAUGUUGAUCACGGUAUAGGUGAGGACGAGGACAAGGAGAAGGAGACGGGAGGCGACGAGCCGAGCUCCAACGGCGGUGGGCUCGUUAAGCAGAUCAUGUCCAACCUCCCCACUUCAGAAACUAGGGGGCCCGAUGCUGAGGAGGCCUCCCUGCUCAUCUCCAUCAUCGACGACUAG
Triticum turgidum subsp. durum (durum wheat) is the source of this 654-nucleotide messenger RNA. The record is from the annotation of a GenBank genome assembly. Lineage: Eukaryota; Viridiplantae; Streptophyta; Magnoliopsida; Poales; Poaceae.